Molecule: messenger RNA, 1932 nt
Organism: Anopheles cruzii
Lineage: Eukaryota; Metazoa; Arthropoda; Insecta; Diptera; Culicidae
Exons: 3
Coding region: 1-1932 (643 amino acids)
Biological process (GO): regulation of transcription by RNA polymerase II; gliogenesis
Cellular component (GO): nucleus
Molecular function (GO): DNA-binding transcription activator activity, RNA polymerase II-specific; RNA polymerase II cis-regulatory region sequence-specific DNA binding
Source: RefSeq, a predicted model, not a curated record
AUGGCCUGCGAAUGGGACAUCAAUGAUGCACACAUUCCCUUCAUGCAGGACAUCACGUACGAUAAGUUCAACGAGUGGUCCGACGGCCACGUGCGAUACGUCUACCUCCCAACGGAGGAUCACGCCCGGAAACACAUCUCUGGCUGGGCGAUGCGAAAUACCAACAACCACAACGUGAGCAUCCUGAAGAAGAGCUGUCUCGGAGUGCUGGUGUGCUCGGCCCGCUGCAAACUGCCGAACGGUGGCCAGAUCCACCUUCGGCCCGCGAUCUGUGAUAAAGCGCGCCGGAAGCAGCAAGGACGCGCGUGCCCGAACCGAAACUGCAAAGCUGGCCGCCUGGAGGUGCUGGCCUGUCGAGGGCACUGUGGCUAUCCGGUGACGCACUACUGGCGUCACACCGAGCGGGCCAUCUUCUUCCAGGCGAAGGGCACCCACGACCACCCGAAGCCGGAGUCGAAGACAUCGAGUGAAACGAGGAAAAUCAUCGGCAGCAGUGGAAAGGUUAAAAGCAAGAAGCUUUCAGUACUACUGUUAAGGGAUGCCGCCCUCGGCAACAAGCUAAUGUCCUUAAAGACCUCGAAGCCACCAUCAGGGCCAGAGAUACUGCAGCCUCCUCCGCUUAUUCCGGACACGAGUUAUGUUGAGACCUCUAAAUGCGUAAUUUGCACACGAACGCCAUGCGUUUGCCGAACGAAAAACAACAGCAUCCCGCCGACAGCUUCGCUGGACAAGGUCAACGAUCCGAGUGUCCCGUUCUUCGAUGUGGCUGGCCAUCAAGUGCCACAAAGCAAUCACCUGCAGCAUUCCAGUGCACUUCAAUGGUCGUCGUACGACGCACCGAUCGAGUCCUUCUCUAAUGGCAUCAACUCCUAUGAGACCAAUCCUAUGGGCCAGUGCGCCCAGACGAUCGGUAACAGUGGUUGCCACACUCGGACUGGGCUGGUAAACGACUGCUUCCAUCCGGAAGAGAUUUUCCAGCUCGACCAACCACUCCGCCAGCAAGGAAGCGGUCCAGCCAUUCAACCACUCAACCACCUGCCAGCCACUCCGACGACGCUACUCGACCUGGGCAGUGGAGCGAUCUACAAGAAGUGUAACCAAAUCAACACCGACUACAUUUUCGGUAGUACGGCCGGCGAUGGCUAUAACAACCACGAAUCGUCCUGCUCCUACGGAGCUCCUGCACCUCUAAUGGCCAGCGACGGACACUGUACUGGACCGAAUGGGUUAGAACUGGGCACGACCAUCGCCAGUGGCAAGUACUUCUCCAACGACGCGUAUGGCCUACCGAGCGAAGAGGGAGCGUCGAAAGAACUGCUAAGGAGCAUAAAGAAAGAGGGCACCACCAGCGUGAAACAGUCGUUCAACGAGUCCUCUUUCGGGGCUCACUCCCGACCACGACCUUACGACUGUGAUCAGAGUCACUACAAAAAGACGGCUGGCUUCAGCUAUAGAGCCACAUCGGGCGGAACGUAUUUCACUCACAAUAACAACAGCCACAGUAUUGUCAACCAGAACUCGGUCGACUCGGUUGCCGCGAAACCUGCGACCUACGAACAUCUUCAGCACCAUCCGCAGGAUCAUUCGCAGUCCAACAGUGGCGUCAAUUAUGGCUAUCAAUCAGAUACGACGACGGUCUCGACGAGCACCGCCAGCACGAAUCCAGUGAUCGGUACUUACGAGCAGCCUUACGCGGGUGGCGGAGGCUAUGUGGGCACUGGUGCCGCGAUGCCCUCGAUAACGGCAUCCCCUAGAGCUCCCCAACCGGAGGUACACUAUUCCACCGGGGUCUACGGUACAGGCGAUAAUUAUCGGUACAAUGGCAAUUACAUUAAGGGCUCCCAGGCUGUGCACAGCGCGGGACCAUUUCAGGCAGCGUCCGUGCAGCAGAUGCAUCCCGAGCUUCCUUUGGCCGCGUAUGAAUUCUACUAA